This is a messenger RNA of Fonsecaea nubica, 7056 nucleotides long. RefSeq lists its product as hypothetical. NCBI's taxonomy places the organism in Eukaryota, Fungi, Ascomycota, Eurotiomycetes, Chaetothyriales, Herpotrichiellaceae. The transcript has 11 exons. Gene Ontology annotation, molecular function: iron-sulfur cluster binding; ATP hydrolysis activity; ATP-dependent chromatin remodeler activity. The record is from RefSeq and is a predicted model, not a curated record. Gene Ontology annotation, biological process: iron-sulfur cluster assembly. Bases 1 to 7056 code for a protein of 2351 amino acids.
AUGGUCGAUCUUUCCAAGCCUCGCCGCAUCAUCGGUGAGGCUGCCAGGAGCUUUGAAUCACUAUUGCCUCCCAGCGAUGCACGCUUGUUCGAGAAGACUACGCUCGACGAUGUGCAGGAAGCUGCCCUGGCCAUCCAGCGUGCGCAGGCAGACAGAAGAUCUCUUCGAAACAUCGCACGACUAGCUGGAUUGUUUAAGGCGUUGCCAGCAUUCGCUGCGGUUCUCCAGCCUCUUUGCCCAGAACCUGCAUGCCUCAACUUUUUAUGGGCACCAAUUGAACAAUCCCUGCGGGCAAGUCUCGUCCUAGAUCAAACCACGAACUACGGCUAUGCCUCUGCCUUGGAUCAACUCAUCUAUGCCUACCAACAAAUCGCAGAACGCCUUCCCCUCUUCGACCAUCUGACUCCUCUGUUUCUCCAGAAUGAAGAUAUACAGUCAAUCAUCGCCCAUGUCUAUGGUGAUAUACUGGAGUUUCAUUCUUGCACUUAUCGACUGCUGUGUCAAAACACUUGGAAAGUCCUAUUCGGUGCCACCUGGAAGAAUUUCGCCCUUCGUUUCAAUGGGAUCCUUGAGAGGCUUGGCAAGAGCAGAGGCGUCCUUGCUGCAGGAGCAGACAGCAUUGACGUCCUGGCACACGAAACUUUCCGUCGGGAGGUUCUUGAUCGGAUGACCCGGUUGGAAACUGAAAGGGACACUUUGCAACUACAAAAUAUUCUCACUUGGCUGAAUGGAACACGGCAGGAUGAGGAUCAAGAAUCAAUACUGAAAAACCGUUCAAUUGCCCGCCAGCAAGGGACGUGUGAAUGGAUUUUGGAAAAUCCUAAUUUGCGAUCAUGGCUGGAUCCCGAAGACAAUCGACCCCUUCUUUGGCUGCACGGAAAACCCGGCUCAGGGAAGACAACCAUUGCCGCAUUUCUGAUAGAGAACGGUCCCUGGCCAGCCAAUAGCACCCUCCUCUACUUUCUCUGCCCUGAUGAAUCCCCGAGUCCUAGGUUCAGUGCAUACAGUCAGAUAUGGCAAUGUUUGAUUGCACAACUCCUCACCAAGAAUCGGGCCCUCGUUCCAUAUCUUCACGAUAGACUUACUUCAUCAUCUCAGAGCGUGAUGCCUCUGCUCUCGGAGCUGCUACGGGCUACUGGGUCUGCGUUCCUGAUCAUCGACGGGCUUGAUCGAUUUGAACCGGAGAGUCAAACCUUUAUACUGGCAGAACUGGCUAGUCUCUGGUCAUUGAAGGAAAGCAGCAGUCCAGAUCGUGCUCUGGUCAAAGUUCUCAUUUGUUCAAGAUCGACGGUGGAAAUCCACUCAAAGUUGAGGAAAUUCCCCGGAAUCUCUUUAUCCGACGAGACGAAGUCGAUAUCGGAAGAUAUCUCCAUGUUUGUAAAGGAAAACCUUGCUCCCUUGCAUUAUUUGGACUGUGCAGAGGUGGUAGAGGAGUUGGAGCCGAUGGUGGUAGCGCAAGCUGACGGAAUGUUUCUGUGGGCGAAGCUUGCUGUUGGCCAAUUGCUCAGUCAGCGUACCGUAAAGGGUUUGCACGCUGCCUGGGCCAACCUGCCGCCUGGGCUUUCGGAAAUAUAUACCGUUAUCCUCCAUCGACUUCAGGCCUGCGAUGAGCAACAAAAGGGACAUAUCAAUCAUGUUCUUGGAUUACUGGUUGUUGCAUAUCGACCUCUAAAAGUCUGGGAGGUUUGUGAUGUGAUGCUAUCGCAGGAUAGCCAGUUGCCACUCAACAGCGAGAGAAACGUCCUACACGACGCUAUCGACAUGUGCAAACCCCUUGUCGAGAGGGGCAAGCAUCAGACUAUCCGACUGGUGCAUUGGUCUGCCAAAGACUACCUGUUGACCGAGUUGAGCGGUCCCUGUAUACAGCUCCAGCAAGCACACAUCAAUAUUACACAAGCUUGCAUACGAUGUUUGACAACUUGUCAUCCAUUCACCAAAAGCGAGAUAUCACCAGAAUCUGAGAAGCAGAUCGUGAAAGGAGAUUACGAUUUUGUUUUCUACGCGUAUCAGUACUGGAUUUAUCACCUAAGAGAGUCGUUCCGGGGUCACACGUCGGCGGCUUCGACGGAUCUCGUUGAUGGUAGGAAGACAAUAUGUCACUUGGUGUUUGAUAUGCUUAAGGCCAUGAACCAAUCUCGGCUGGAUAAGGAAUUCCUUGACAACAUCGAGGCCCUAAAGGAGAGACUCAAUACCCGGGGAUCAAAUCUCGAGGAUAUUAUUAGACAGAUUCUACGUCCACUUGCUCAUCAAACGUUAUUCCUUUCACAUGGAGCGGAUCCGUCCCCACGCCCUGGUAGUCAGCGGAGCUCAAGCAUCCUCGACAUCGCGUUCACCAACUUCCAGAACGCCUUCGAGGAACUAUACGAAGCUGGUCCCUCUUUUGACCCCUCCAGAUUAGGUAUCGCAGUCACGGAUCUGUACAGUUUCAAGAUACGUCACAGCCCUACUCCGUAUCUAUGUCGCUACAGUGAGUGCGGUGCGGACGUUGUUGGUUUUACGAGCGCUCCGGAGCGUGAAGAGCACGAGCUAUGCCACCGAGGAUUUUUCGGCUGUACUGAGCCUGCAUGCGAUUUCCGUGUCCUUAAAUUUGUUUCUUGCAUUGAUUUACGAAAGCAUAUGGAGAACUACCACGGCCGCAAAGAAGCACCAUCACAAACAUCUCACGCGAAAGGCAAACGACCGAGACACGGAAGUUUGCUGCCUCUAUCCACCACUAAAGGCAAGGCUGACGAGCUCAGAGCGAGAGAUCCUACACACGAGUUGCUACAUGAAUCUGAGGUCGGCACACUGGCUCGGAUCUUUCGAAGCUGUGUCAGAUUGCUCAAGUUGAUGGUAAGCAACCUACAGGAAUCGCAAGCUCCUCCUCACCUGCUGGAAGGAAAAUUGAUGCGGUCUUUGAACACACUUCAGCUCUGGGGAGAUGCUUAUCAUGUCGACGAGGGAUAUCUGGAUAAACUAUUAUGCAAGUCAACGGAGCUGCGAACCACUACUGCAACGCUGCUGGCCGGAAUUGGAAGCAUCUUAUCCUCCCGAUUAUUGGGGUCUCUGUUCCAGACUGAGAAGAAUCGAUUAGCCGCUAUUGAAAGCAGCAGAAUCCAGAGUGCGUUAGACGAUGCAAGCCACAUCGCAGAUGAUUAUCAGUGGUUACAUGACGACGAUGAAUCAGCGGACAAAGGUGCGAAUGCCGGUAGCGAUUCUAACAGUCCACGAGCAGAGGAGGUUCAAGCUGUCGCCGAUGGCCUUUGUGACUACUCUCUAGAGUUGAUGCAGAUGGCUGAUCUUUUCGACUCGCCAUUUCUUCACGAGAAAGUCUCCAACAAGACCUCUGCUUUGCCAGUUGCAGAAAGUACCAAGUCCUUGCUGCGUCACUCUGAUGCUGCCACAGACACCGGAUUAAAAGCCUCACCAGUCCUCAAGGCCAGUCCUCCAUUGAACUCUAGUGUUGAAGUCAAAAAGUCCUCAGAGCCUCUCAAUAUAGGCCGUGUACAGAAAGAAGGACGAUCAGCACUGCAUGGCUUAAAAGGAUCGCAAAAGAUUCUUUUAUUCACCAGCUACUGCUAUGGCAUGAUUUCUGGAAAGCUUCUGGUUCAAUCUGGUUCACCGCUCUCAGUAUCAGAUUUGGUUUUCGUCCCGCCGGACAGACUUUACCAGACUCCAGAGGGGGAUCAAUGGGCAAGCUUCGAAAAGCAAGUCGCCAAUGUUUGCGCUUCUCUGGUGGAGUAUCACGGAGUCAGUCUCCAGAUCUCUGUCAGGAAUGAUAAUGGAAAUGAUAGUUCAUCCGAGAAGACAUCCACUCCAAAGAAAACCCUAAGGCACCGAAAGAAUAUCAUCGCCAACAUCAUCAUCUAUGGGCCUCCAGCACUCUGCGAAUCAGUUGGAGACUACCUGUCCGCUGCCGGAUUCUUCCUCCAACAUCCAACGCAUUGUAAUCAAGAUGUGCCGUAUUUGAACCCUCACGUCCUUGGAUUCGGCGAGGACAACCUUCAGUUCACGUCAGAGCCCUUCCCGGGCGAACCACAAGACGAAACAGAACUUGACCAAAACCCCCUUUCGAACUUCUAUAGCAGUUCGGAGUUCGAGGAAACCGCGCAGCCAGACGGAAUUGCGACUGCAAUGUUCCCACAUCAGAAAAAAGCAUUGACCUUCAUGAUCGAGCGUGAAAGAGGGUGGAAUGCCUCGAAAACCAGGAACGACUUCUGGACAACCCACGUCGAUGCAUUUGGAACCACGAGAUACAAAAACACUGUAUCUGGCGUAACUCAGGCAACGAGGCCAGUAUCGCUUCAUGGAGGCAUACUCGCGGAUGGAAUGGGUAUGGGAAAAACCCUCAGCAUGCUCUCGCUAAUUGUUGCAAACCCGUCCCGGAACGAUGAGUACAACCAGCACGGGAAAAAUGUCGUCAAGAGCACAUUGAUUGUCGUCCCCUCUAGUCUGUUUUUGCAAGCGUGGCAAGAUCAGAUAAGGAUGCAUUGCCGUCCAGAACAUGUUCGCUAUCAGAUUUUACAUGGCCCUGAACGACACAAGGUUGUCAAUAUCGGAGACUAUGAUAUUGUUUUGACCACCUACAACACCGUCAGCGUGGACUGGAAGAGGAACAGCAGUAAAGAGGGCGUUGCUUCCCGCCCCAACGUUCUGUUCGAAACGUCCUGGUACCGCGUGGUCUUGGAUGAAGCACACUUCAUUCGCGACCGGAACACAAAAAAUGCACACAGCGUCUAUUCGUUGACGUCGCAGCGCCGGUGGUGCAUUACAGGGACGCCCAUACAGAACAGAUUGACCGACCUAUUCAGCCUUUUCCGGUUCCUGAGACUUGACCCCUUUGGCGAUUAUAAGGUCUUUGAAGAAGAGAUCCUACGCCCGUGGAAGUCGAAAUUGGACGACAUAGCUAAGGCUCGUCUUCGGUACAUUGUGAAGGCAAUCAUGCUGCGCCGUUCAUGGACGCGCGUACACCUACGGGAACCAAAGGAAUACGUAAUUGAGGUUUCGUUCAACGCUCAGGAACGUGAGGAAUAUCAGAAAGCUGCGACACAGGGUAUCAGCGACUUGGACAGUGUCCUUGCCGCAGACCAACAACCCUCCAAUUCGGUGUAUUUGAACUCCCUCCAAAACCUCAACGCCCUGAGAUUCAUCUGCAACCAUGGUAUUCGUCCAAGUCGUCAAGACGCUGAGUGGGAUUCAAGCGGCGUAUUCGAGACAGGUUCGCCAACAAUCCCCAAAGAGGAGGCGGAAUCCGGAGAGACGACACUUCUGCGCGAUCUUCUCUCGGAGAAAAAUGUUGGUGAAUCUUCGUCUUUCAGGGCAUCUUUCAGGGUCACAGAUCUUGAUGAUUCUGACAACGAGUCCGUUCCGUCAUUGAUCAGCGGCGGCAGAAGUACGAGAGCUUCAUCGGUAGAUCCUACAGAAGAGGCUCCAGUACCGUGGGCUUUGAGCCUGGAUCUGGUCUGUAUACAAUGCGGAAGCCAAAACUUGAACCCGGGGCAGGACAGUUAUGACUUGGGCAGUGGCACGGACGCCUACACCGAACACAUUCCGCCUCAGCUCUGCAAAAAUUGUCUUGAACACGAAAAGCCCGUAUCCUCAGACUUGUCAAUCCACACUGAGCAUGUAACGUCAGCCGAGCCGGCAAGCCAGGCCGGACAGUCGGUCAUGAAGCGGUCGACCAAGAUCAUGGCUCUGUUGAGUCAGAUCACCCACGUACCAACAAGCGAGAAAUCCGUCGUUUUCUCUUGCUGGACGCAAAGCCUGUGCGCCGUAGAGGACGUACUGUCGCAAAACGGAAUUUCAUGUGUUCGUUAUGAAAGCACAUCGAACUUGGCACGGCAACUACGGGUGCUAGAUAUGUUUGCGCACGACCCUUCCAUCCGAGUGAUCUUGAUGCCCAUAGCCUGCGCAGGUGUGGGUGCGGGUCUCACAGCAGCGAGCCACGUCUUCGUUCUGGAGCCUCAGUGGAAUCCGACGGUCGAGGCGCAAGCGAUAGCCAGAGUCGUCAGAUUAGGCCAGACACAGCAGGUAUCGGUGUACCGCUUCGUGGUCAAGGACACGUGCGAGCAGAGCAUCAUGAAGAUACAGACGCAGAAACUCAGCCUGGCCAACCUGGUUGUGGAUAGGUCGACUCUGCAACGGGGUCAAGGUAUUCCCCGCUCCCCUGCCCCGGGCAGCAAAGGACCACCGCCAACCAUCCCACGCGCCCAACGGGGUCUCCCUCAAAAACGCCCGCUCCGCAAUGUCAAGCACGCCAUCGCCGUGUCCUCUGCCAAAGGCGGCGUCGGCAAGUCCACGCUGGCCGUGAACCUCGCCCUCUCAUUCUCCCGACAUGGUCUGCGGACGGGGAUUUUGGACACGGACAUCUUCGGGCCCUCGGUGCCGACGCUACUCGGCCUGUCCGACGCCGGUGAACCCAAACUCACCGGGCAAAACAUGCUGGUGCCUCUGACGAGCCACGGGCUCCAGAGCAUGUCCAUGGGAUACCUGCUGCCGAGCGAGUCGGCGCCCGUGGCGUGGCGCGGGCUGAUGGUGAUGAAGGCGCUGCAACAGCUCCUGCACGAAGUUGACUGGUCGUCUCCCGCGCCCCUCGACGUGCUGGUCCUCGACCUCCCGCCGGGCACGGGCGACGUGCAGUUGACAAUCGGACAGCAAGUGGAGCUGUCGGGCGCGGUGAUCGUGUCGACGCCGCAGGACAUUGCGCUCAAGGACGCCGUCAAGGGCGUCGAGAUGUUCCGCAAGAUGAACAUUGACGUGCUGGGCAUGGUGCAGAACAUGAGCGUCUUUGUCUGCCCGCACUGUCACCAGGAGACCAGGAUCUUUGCCCACAGUCACGGUCCGAACGCGCAGCACAGUGGCGGUGGCAGCGGCCCAGGCGGCGCAGAGGCCAAGGCGGCGGACCUCGGCGUCGAUUUUCUCGGCGAUGUCCCCCUCGACGCGCGCAUCUGCGCCGACGCCGACCGCGGCAUGCCUACCAUCGUCGCCGAAGAGGCCAGUGGCGUCAAGGUCAAUUCUGGGUACUAUGAGCGCAUUGCCGAGAAGGUUGCCCGGAAGAUUGGGGUGGCGUGGCAAUGA